This is a messenger RNA of Mangifera indica (mango), 1275 nucleotides long. RefSeq names its product UPF0481 protein At3g47200-like. Bases 1 to 1275 code for a protein of 424 amino acids. NCBI's taxonomy places the organism in Eukaryota, Viridiplantae, Streptophyta, Magnoliopsida, Sapindales, Anacardiaceae. The transcript has a single exon. The record is from RefSeq and is a predicted model, not a curated record.
AUGCCUAAUAGCCAGGAUGAUGUCACGAAAUUAGCGAAUUCUUUGAGAAACAAGUUUGAAAAAUUGCAUCCCUUAUCCGAUGAAUGCUUCAUCUAUAAGGUUCCUCAGAGAUUGCGUCAGUUAAAUGAAGGGCUCUACACUCCAAAAGUUGUCUCAAUUGGGCCGCUUCACCAUGGCAGGGAAGAGUUAAAACCUAUGGAAGAGAUUAAAAUAAGAUACCUAAGAGACUUUCUUCAACGUACCAAGGCACCCAUGGAAGAAUUUCUUAAGUAUAUAAAGGAAAGAGAAACGAAAUUGAGAAAAUGUUAUGCGGAAUCCAUUGAGCUUCAGAGUGCUGAGUUUUUAGAAAUGAUUUUUCUGGAUUCUGUCUUCCUCAUUGAGUUCUCACUAAGGAUCCACCAUCAACGGAAUACUGGAGUGGACAGAAUAUUUACAAAGCCAUGGAUGAAAAAGGAUGUGAGAGAUGACUUGUUUCUCCUAGAAAAUCAGCUUCCAUUGUUCAUUAUCAAGGACUUGUUUGAGCUAGCUAAAAGCAAAAUGCAAAAUGACAAGCCCUAUGAAGGAGUUUCUAUGAGAGAGCUUGUUCUUGACCUCUGGGAAGAUUUAUGUAUCAAUCUCUUUACAGAAAAGUCUUUGGAGCAGCACUUUGAUGGAGCACGACAUUUUGUUGAUCUGAUAAGACUUUGUCUUCAGCCAUCAGAAUUAGGGCAAAGUGGUGAAGUCAAAACUAUAGUCACUCCAACUAUAACACAACUUCUCCAGGCCGGAGUUAAGUUUAAAGUUGGGUCAGUCAAUAGUUUAUUUGACAUAAAAUUCAAUCAUGGGACUCUGGAAAUCCCAAAAUUGACAAUAGACGAUCGAACUGAAGCUCUGUUCAGAAAUCUGGAGGACUUUGAGGCAUUGAAUUAUGGAAUUAAAUACUAUGUGAAUGAUUACAUUACGAUUAUGAGUUACCUCGUCAACAGUCCAAAAGAUGUGGAAGUACUUGUGGAGAAGGGAAUCAUAGAAAAUUUUCUGCCCGGUAGCGAAGAAGUUUCAACGAUGUUUCGAAACCUUGCGAAAGAGAACAAGAUAGAUAAUAGCGAUUUCUCGUAUGUAGGUUUUAUUGAAGAUCUAAAUGCCCGCUGCAGAUCCUCAUGGCACCACUGGGAGGCUGCUUUGAUACAGGAUCACUUCAACACGCCAUGGGCUUCCAUCUCCAUCGGCUAUGCUGUUGUUAUUCUCCUUCUUAGUUUCAUACAAACCAUUAUUGCCAUCAGAAGUUCUCUGCCAUAG